Molecule: messenger RNA, 447 nt
Organism: Adineta steineri
Lineage: Eukaryota; Metazoa; Rotifera; Eurotatoria; Adinetida; Adinetidae
Source: the annotation of a GenBank genome assembly
AUGAAUUUUUUUUAUUAUAUUUUUCAUUUUAUUUACUAUCCAUGUGUUGGUUUAACAAUAAUUAGUGAUUAUCAAUAUUCCUAUACGAAUAUAACAAUAAUGAAAUAUAUUUUUUCGUUAUUUGUUUUUUUAAAUGCAAGUUAUAUUCAAUAUAAUAUUCAUUUAACAUUAGAAAAACAAAAUCCUGUUGAACAAAAUGAAAUCAAACCUAUUCCAUAUGGUUACUGGAUAUUUAAUUAUUUUUCGUGUCCAAAUUCAAUAAUUGAAAUUAUUAUUUAUUUGUCAUUUUUUCUAACAAGUCAUCGAACGUCAGCAAUGGCAUCGUUACUUGUUUGGGUAUUUACUAAUCAAUCAUUAUCAGCAUUAUUAAAUCAUCGAUGGUUUUGUCGAUAUUAUAAAGAUUUAUAUCCAACAAAAAGACGUGCAUUGAUACCGUUUAUUCUUUAG